This is a messenger RNA of Schistocerca piceifrons (Central American locust), 1878 nucleotides long. RefSeq lists its product as uncharacterized. Lineage: Eukaryota; Metazoa; Arthropoda; Insecta; Orthoptera; Acrididae. The coding region runs from base 1 to 1878 and encodes 625 amino acids. The transcript is spliced from 2 exons. The record is from RefSeq and is a predicted model, not a curated record.
AUGAAGAGGUGCACCAAGCUUCUGCAGCCUUUGGGCUCGAAUGCACCAGGCAGUGUCAGUUCUUUGAAACUACCCGCUAUUAACUUGCCAAAUUUUGAAGGUGACUACCUUAAGUGGUCAUCAUACAGGGAUAUGUUUUUGAGUCUCAUCAUGAAUAACAAUUCAAUUGAUGACGUUCAAAAACUUCACUACCUUAAUUCGUCUUUCCAGACUUUGUUGGCCUUGCCUGCAGUCGGCCAUGGCGCAGCGAGCAAUUAUAGGCAACUAAUUAAUCACGUAUGCAGCCAUUUGAAGGCCUUAGAAGCUCUCAAACCUGAUGUUCCACUUCAUGAAGUUAUUCUUUCGGAAGAGAUUCUGUCCAGUAUGCGACCCACAGAUCGUCAUGAGUGGGAGGUAAAGAUGUCUGGGUCAACAUUCACCACAUUAAAUCAACUAAUAGAUUUUUUGGAAACAAAAUGUCAGGCCCUUGAGUUGAUCAGGUUCAGGGAUAACACCACAAGGGAUUCGCAAGGAAAUGCCAACAAUUUAAAUCAAACAAGACAUGUGAGGAGGGCUCAUCUCGCUAAUGCUGAUGCUGAGGAAUCAUGUAAUUUUUGUAGUGAAUCUCAUACUAUCACUAAAUGCAAAAGGUUUCAGGCACUAAAUGUCGAUGAGCGGCGGGCAUAUGUGACAAAAAAUAAGCUUUGUUUUUUGUGCAUCCGCUCUGGUCAUUUCUCGACUAAAUGCAGGAUUUCUCCUUGUAAGACCUGUAAAGGAAGGCACAACAUACUACUCCACAAGCCUGCUGAACCGAGGAAUGGGCAGAAAAGUGAACCAGGAGGCCAUUCCUUGGCCCAUCAAGCUACGAACGGGAAGGCAAACAUCCACUGUAAUGUUUUGUUAGCAACAGCUGUUGUCAACAUUAAAGACAGCAUGGGUAGACAGCAGGUUUGCAGAGUUCUGCUAGAUAGUGCGAGUCAGCUAUCCUUUAUGUCUAAGGGCAUGGCAGAGAAAUUAAAACUGAAACGAAGUAAACAUUCGUUUCCUGUGAAGGGUAUAAACAAUGCCUUUGCAGCCUCAAUGUCUUACACUUGUGAUGUUGAACUGUCGUCUAGGCUCAACGACUUUCAUAUCAGAACCACUUGUGCUAUCGUAGAUCAUGUCACCAGUGACCUACCGACGAGCAAGAUAGACACAAGGUCCUGGAGUGUCUCACGUAAUCUUCCGCUCGCUGAUCCAGAAUUCAACAAGCCUGCAACAGUAGAUUUAAUUCUUGGUGCUGAGGUUUUCUUUGACGUUGUUUGUAAGGAAAGGCUGGUGAAACCAAGUCAUCCUUCACUGGUAGAAACAAGAUUUGGCUGGAUUUUGUCUGGUAGGAUGCCUUCAGCAGCAUGCAACAUGCCUCGUUCUACAGUGACCUCGUGCUUUGUUAGAGGUGACAAUUUAGAUGCCAAACUGCAAAGGUUUUGGGAGUUAAUGUCUACGAAAACGGCGAGUAGGCAGGAUAAAAUAUGUAAGGCUCACUUUCAGCGCCACAGCGCACGAGAUGAAGAAGGGAGAUUUCUGGUUCGACUACCAGUGAAACCUGACUCUAAAUCAUUAGGCGAAUCACGACAACAAGCAUCUCAGAGACUGGCACAUCUUGAGAGGAGGUUUAAAAGGCAACCGAAUCUGCAGAAGGGAUAUGCUGCGUUCAUGCAUGAAUAUGGUAAUGAGAUCGCUUUGUUGAUGGCCAGUUCCUCUAUUCCACAUAAUAGCAAAUUAAGGGAUUUGCACCCGUUUGUUGAUGCCGAAGGUAUUCUACGAGUGGGAGGGAGAUUAAUGAAUGCUAGUGUACCAUAUAAUGAGCGCCAUCCUAUUAUCGUACCACCUAUGCAUCAUUUGACAAAACUCUCAUAA